Symbiodinium pilosum is the source of this 939-nucleotide messenger RNA. The record is from the annotation of a GenBank genome assembly. Lineage: Eukaryota; Dinophyceae; Suessiales; Symbiodiniaceae.
AUGCUGCACGUUUGGCAGGCUUCAGGGGAACUCCUGGAGGCCAUAGCCCUGGAGGAGCUGAGUGAUGUGCAAAGUUUGAAGCAGCGCCUUCAGAAGAAAUGUGGGAAGCCACGCUUCAGACAGCGCCUUAUUCAUGACGGUUCUGUCUUGGCAGAUGAUGAAAAGCUGGACUCAUCAAUGGACGUGCAGUUAAUCCUACAGCCGUGGGUUGUCCCCACAUCGGAGCAAAAGCAAGAACUGAUAACGGCCUGCGUGCUUGGUAAGGAAAGGCAAGUUGAGGAGCUACUUCAACUUCCAAUGGAUCCAAACUAUCAGCUUUUCUAUGCAGGUACACUGCAGUCUCCGCUGGGAGAAGCAGCUAAAAGGGGCUUGUUGGAGAUUGUACAGACCUUGGUGGAAGCCGGCGCGCGGAGCCAAGGCUCUGAGACCCUCACAUCUCUGGCAGAGAUGGCUUUCUCAACGGACCGGACUUUCACUCCAGAAAGGCUUGAGAUUGUAAGCUUGCUCUGGCAAACCAAUGAAGAAGCCAUAAAAAUGCGUGACCUGCUUGCAGGGCUAUCUUUGCGCGUUCCUUUAAGUGCUGAUGGCAUGCAGAUGUUGCACUUCGCAGCGCAGCUUUGUUUGAAGGCAGGCAGAGCUGAAUUCUACCCAGCAUUGCUUUCUGUGGCGAUUGCCAAGCGGCAUGUUAAUACAGUUAGGCACCUCCUGGACGCUGGUGUGGAUGCAAACUGCACGGAUUUGGAUGGCAAGCCACAACUUCUGGCAGCAGCUGAAUUGGGACAUCUCGAGAUCGUGCGUCUCCUGCUGCAGGCCGGGGCUAGCAAGAACUUGAGCGGGACCGCUGGAGACCUCACGCCUUUGGCGCUAGCACGCGAGAAAGGCUACGAAGAGAUUGUGCGUUUGUUGGCCGAGGACGAUCUCGGGGACCAGAGGCCCUAA